GGUGACUCAGAGACCCCGCCCCCUGGAGGUAAUUUCCCAACGACGUCACGGAAGAUCAUUACGGAAGUGAACCAGGCGACGAAACAGACAGAAACCCAAAUAAGUUGGCGUGUAGGCUCGACUCACACAUACAGACAGCCCAAAAUGAUGCUUGGAGGAGGGUUCAAACCAGAGAGGCUAAGGGUCAACCUCCGGCUUGUCAUCAACCGACUCAAGCUGCUUGAGAAAAAGAAAACUGAGCUUGCUCAAAAGGCAAGGAAGGAGAUUGCUGAUUAUCUGUCAUCAGGAAAAGAUGAGCGGGCACGAAUUCGUGUGGAGCACAUUAUCAGAGAGGACUAUCUGGUAGAAGCCAUGGAAAUCCUGGAGCUUUACUGCGACCUCCUGCUGGCUCGCUUUGGCCUUAUUCAGUCUAUGAAAGAGCUGGAUCCCGGCCUACAGGAGGCAGUGUCCACCCUCAUCUGGGCAGCGCCUCGUCUCCAAUCAGAGGUUUCUGAACUAAAAAUUGUAUCUGAACAGCUUUGUGCAAAAUAUAGCAAGGAGUACGGCAAGCUGUGCAGGACAAACCAGAUUGGCACAGUCAACGAUAGGCUGAUGCACAAAUUGAGUGUGGAGGCACCUCCCAAGAUCUUGGUAGAGCGCUACCUGAUAGAGAUCGCUAAGAACUAUAAUGUACCGUAUGAACCUGACGCCAUGGUCCGGCCUGAGGUAUGUCAAGGAGAAGAGGCAGAUCUGAUUGAUGUGGACACUGACAGGAAGUCUGGAGGCGGCGGAGGAGGAGGUGGUGGAGGUUUCACUGCUCCUGCUGCUGCUAUGCCUAUGCCCAUGGCCAUGCCCAUGCCCAUGCCUAUGCCCAUGCCUAUGCCAACAGCCUUCAACUAUCCACCUCCCAAAGGAGCUGAACCGUUUAAUGCUCCCGUUGGAACCUACAACAACUUCCCGCACCCCAUGGGAGGAGGGCAGCCCCCUCAGCUGCCCACUUCUCCCCCCACGUAUGAGUCCAUUGAUGACCUAACUGACAAACCCUCUGUUCCUUCCCAGGCCGUAGGUCCGGGCCCUGCGUCUCAUGUAUUUGACAGCAAUGCUCUCCCAGAACUCCCCUCUGUCCCCGACACACUCCCUACAUCGUCCUUCGGCGGAAACGCCACCACCUCGGAUGACAUCGACUUUGAUGAUUUAACACGGCGGUUUGAGGAGCUGAAGAAGAAGACCUAAUUGCUAUACAUCUAGUCUAUACACACACAGACCUGUGUCAUCACCUACGCAGCUCAGAACAGGAAAUGGGAAACGUCGGAGGCUCUGAAUCAGAUUUGGGUAGAUCUCCCCCUUACACGGUGAAGUAAUUUGACAUAGAUAUCGAACAUACACAUAUCCUUACCUCAUAUAUAUACAUACGACCAGCUUACUGAUGGUUUGGAUGCUCACUAGCGUCAGUUCUGUUGACCAGUGAGUGCCACAUGUUUUCGUUCUUUCUUUAUGGGAUAUUCUCUAAAGUCUUACAUACAAUCAUGUAGGUCUCGACCUCUGUUCACUCCGUCUUAUUUAAGGUUGCACCGACUUCAAACUUUUCCCAUUUGUCUGUGUGAUAAAGUAUAAUCAAAUUCAGAUUGUAAUCGUUGCUUUUCCCGGGGUUUUGGGUCUGACUAAUAUUUACAGUACAUGCCUUGAUUCUACUUUGCACACGCUAUUGUCGCUGUGAUCUUUACCACUGUGUCACUCAGUCCUGUCUCAGACCAGUUAAACAAGCCUGACAGGUCGCCCCACUGCGGUGAGGAAUGGGCAUUCACGCUCAGUGAAGUCACCACAUCAUUUCAGAGGCGAGGUUUUACCACCCAGCAAUGUUUUUAAUGAAGGAUUUGGGACGUGUAGAAGCCAUACUCCCAUUGUGCAGUUAUACAGUUUUUUCACUGUGGAAUGGACACUUUUAAACACUCAUCACUUGCGGAUGUUCAAGGAGGAUUUAUAUCAGAAUGAGAGUGUAUUUGUGAGUCCUCCAGGAAAAGCUCAUGGUGACACAAACCUGUUCAUCUGUUGCAGGGGUGGUGGGACACAGAUGUAAAGUGACAAAAAAGUGUAUGGAUAUCUGUAAUAUAAUACAUUUACAGUAAUAUAGAUAGACUUAUUUACACGAAUGAUUUAACUGUACAGCAAUAGGAGUUUGGUAGCAGGGAGUUGUUCAAUAUUUGACAAAUCUGUUUUAUACACACUAUCUCCAAAUAAAGUUUUUUUUUCUCCCUUUUAAAUGUCCAUUUUACCAAACACCUGCACUUUUUUAUGACUGAAGUACUUAAAUUAGAAAACAAAAUCCUCUGAGACAAAAGCAGUCACAAGACAACCUGAUUUGAAUAUAUGUAAAUUUUGACCCCAGAUAAUAGUAGUUUUGUGUUGUCUCCUGUGAUUGUAUGCAUGGGUCUUAUACUGUAUGUACAUCACUGCAUUUGCCUUAGCUAUCAUCUCUCAUCAGAGGCCUUGCCAGUCUGUGCUAGGAGUAAGCAUUUGUUGUCCAUCAAGACUGGAGACGUGAUGAGUCUCAGUUGAUCAGAUUACACUUUAUACCUAAAUGCUUUACCCAUGACAGAUUAUCUAAGAACAAAAGUUAAAAUUAGAUAUUGGAUGGAAAAAAUGUCUGCACUGGUAAUUGAGGUAGAGGUUUCUGUGGGAAAAGGAGUGAGAGGGUUUUGUUGUUCUGUAACCUAACCACACCCAGCUCUACUUGCAUGGCAAAUGGACAGUGGCCUUGAAUAGAAUCUCUGGCGAUCUCUGGAGUUAUGUUGAAAAGCUUUCUAGCUGGGUGGAAGAAACAGUUUAUAGGUUUUACAUGUGUUGGAGGAAGUAGAGAGGUAAUUAACACUACUGAACUGUGAUUUGCUCUCUGUCUUUUCUAUGUUGGACUGUUCUUUCGUGCUAAACUGAAGACACAAUAUGGUGUCUUGUUGCAAAAAAUAAGUUUUCUUUCCCAAUGUAUACUGAAAUAACAAUUUAAUAAAACAAUAUUUGGAAGUGGAACAGC
Amphiprion ocellaris (clown anemonefish) is the source of this 3007-nucleotide messenger RNA. RefSeq names its product IST1 factor associated with ESCRT-III (gene ist1). The transcript has 10 exons. Lineage: Eukaryota; Metazoa; Chordata; Actinopteri; Pomacentridae. Gene Ontology annotation, biological process: protein transport. Bases 145 to 1212 code for a protein of 355 amino acids. The record is from RefSeq and is a predicted model, not a curated record.